CUUCCUGGUUAUUACAGGUGUAAAGUUGAUCAUCUUUUUUUGUGUCCGUGAUGGUGGUGCUGAAGGGUAUCCCCUCUGUGUUGUCACCGGAGCUGCUAUAUGUGCUGGCUCGUAUGGGUCACGGUGACGAAAUAGUUCUUGCAGAUGCAAACUUCCCUGCAUGUUCCACACACCGCGCUGGUCCUGAACUUAUUAGAGCGGACGGUUUGGGUAUACCUAAGCUUCUAGAAGCUAUUCUUCAGCUCUUCCCGCUGGACACCUACGUUACAAGUGCUGUGACUGUAAUGGACCUGGUUGAAAGUGAUAAAGAAAAGGGUCUGAAGACACCAGUGUGGGAAGAGUAUAAACAGCGUCUUACCAAGGUUGGGUAUAAUGUACCAUUGCAUAAGGUGGAGAGAUUUGCCUUCUACGAACAAGCCAAAAAGGCCUUUGCUGUUGUAGCUACCGGAGAAACAGCUCUUUAUGGGAACCUAAUACUGAAGAAAGGGGUUAUCGGACCAAGUGAUCUGGUGUGAUUCUAUUGUUAAAGUUCCAUUCCACUACCUGUAUGCUGCAGGAUUUGCCUCUGUACAAGUAAAGGGGUUAAAGGCAACAACAUCUAUUAAAGUUGUAUUUUGUAUUUGC
Bombina bombina (fire-bellied toad) is the source of this 624-nucleotide messenger RNA. RefSeq names its product fucose mutarotase (gene FUOM). The record is from RefSeq and is a predicted model, not a curated record. The coding region runs from base 51 to 515 and encodes 154 amino acids. Gene Ontology annotation, biological process: fucose metabolic process. NCBI's taxonomy places the organism in Eukaryota, Metazoa, Chordata, Amphibia, Anura, Bombinatoridae. The transcript has 6 exons. Gene Ontology annotation, molecular function: racemase and epimerase activity, acting on carbohydrates and derivatives; fucose binding.